GCCUCUCUCUCUCUCUCUCUCUCUCUCUCUUUCCAUCUCUGUCGACGCUAUUUUUGGGCGUUUGGAUUGGGUUUCGGUUUUCUCUUUCGCCAUUUCUAGACCGAUUUCGAUUUACUUAAAGGCGGAUCUUCGCAUUACGCGAACCACCGCUGCCACCGUCGUCCUCCUCGUCGCCGUCGCCCGGAAUCGCCCGACCCCGCUCGGGCUUCGGAGAGAGAAAAGACAUGGAGACCUCCGUCCUCUGACCUCCGCCUCUCCGCCCGCCUCCGAGAUCCUCUGGGAAGAAGACGGAAAAGGUGGGAUUUUUCAUCGAGGAGGCGGGAAAAGAAGGCGUUUUUUGAUCGAGGAGACGGAAGAAAGGUGUGACUUUUAAUCGGAGCGACGUAGAAAGGUGCGAUUUUUGGUUGACCGAGGGAUCUUGGGGUUGAUCGUGGGACUGCGAUAAGAGAGAAGGGAAGCGAUGGAGCCGAAGCUGGUCGCCCAACGGUCCCUGCUCUCCUACAUGCCGAGCACGCCGACGCCGACGUCCUCGGCAUCGGCGACCCCCUUUCCGGCCUCCUCUUCCGUCACCCCCUCCCCGUCCCUCGCCCGCCGGCAGCCGCUCAUCCCCAAGGAGCCCGCGAAGCCCGCCAACCGGUUCGCGGAGGCGGCCGGGGCCACCGCGGCCGAGUGCGCGGCCAUCUGCUGCUGCUGCCCCUGCGGCCUCCUCAACCUCGUCGUGCUCGCGGCGGUGAAGUUCCCGGCCGGGCUCCUCCGCCAGGCAGUGCGCCGAAGGAGGAAGCGCAGCGCCAUCGUCGGCGCCGCCAGGAAGAAGGCCGGGCCGAAUAAAGUGGGCGCCAUGGACGACGAUGACGACUUCAGCAUUCACGGCGGCCGCCUCCUGGUCCUGGCCAGCGGGGACGACGCGUGGCCGAGGAGGUCGCCGUCGCCGGAGCUGUCGGAGCUCGAGAAGGAGAUGCGGGCCCUGUUCUACAGCGCAGGCUUCUGGCGGAGCCCGUCCCAAAGGGAAGAGGUGGUAAUAAAAAUCUGAAGCUUUCUUUGCGUCCGUUGUAAAAGGGCCAGGGGAAACAGGACAAGGGUGGGAUCUUUCUCCCCAUUGCCGGGCUUCAUCAACUUCCAAACCAAAACAAUGAGAGAUUGGAUUUCAUUAUUAAAAAAAUAUUUUCUAUAUUUUUGGGGAGGGGGUUCGUAAAUGAUGAUGAUAUGGUGACGAUGACGAUGGAGUGAAUGCUGUGGUUUCCGUGUUCGAUUGCAUUAAGAAAAAUGAAAGGAUUUGGUUUGAAGGUUUCUUUCAUUUAA
Phoenix dactylifera (date palm) is the source of this 1299-nucleotide messenger RNA. RefSeq lists its product as uncharacterized. Lineage: Eukaryota; Viridiplantae; Streptophyta; Magnoliopsida; Arecales; Arecaceae. The record is from RefSeq and is a predicted model, not a curated record.